Molecule: messenger RNA, 2766 nt
Organism: Cladophialophora carrionii CBS 160.54
Lineage: Eukaryota; Fungi; Ascomycota; Eurotiomycetes; Chaetothyriales; Herpotrichiellaceae
Exons: 1
Coding region: 1-2766 (921 amino acids)
Biological process (GO): potassium ion transmembrane transport; stabilization of membrane potential
Cellular component (GO): membrane
Molecular function (GO): potassium ion leak channel activity
Source: RefSeq, a predicted model, not a curated record
AUGGGCUAUGACCAUGCCGAACAGAAAGAGCUGGACUCGGCUCCCUCGAGUUCCAACUCGGGUGCUGGCGGCAGUAUCGUCGAGGAGCCGGACACACAGAAAGAGUGGGACGAGGAAGUUGAGGGAUCCGAGGACGUAGGGACGUUACCGGAUGUCGGGGGAAAGCACAGUGACAGCAAGCUGGAACACGAACAUGCGCAUCACCAUCACAAGGGACGGCUGAAGCUGCGAUCCGCCGACGAUGAUCUUCCCACGAGCUGGUGGUUUGCCUCCACCGCCAUUCCCCUCAUCGCCGCCACGUUCGCACCUAUGGCCAAUCUGAAUUCUAUCGCUGCUCUGGUGGUGCCCUGGAGGAACAGACUCACCCAAAGCCCGGCCGAGUUCCCUGAGACUUAUCAAUCCACUUCCGUCGGCUACAAGGACCCGACGUGGUGCGUCAGUCUGAACAUCGCCUCGCUGGUAUGUGGCUUUGUAGGGAACCUCUUCCUCCUCUUUAACUUCACCAAGCGCGUCCGCUAUAUCGUCGCUCUGCCUGCGACUAUCGUGCUCUUCUACAUGGCGUCGGGCAUUUUGAUCGGAAUAACCGUCUCAAUGAACCUCCAUGUUCCCCCUGGUAUAGGCGACGUAUAUUCUCAGGGUUAUUGGAAUGCUGUCAUCGCCGCGUGCCUCUACAUGUUUAAUUCUGUAAUACUGAUGGUCAACAUGUGUGGUUAUUUCCUGGGCCAUUAUCCUCAGCACUUCACCCUGACCGAUGAACAACGCAAUCUGAUCCUGCAGACGAUGAUGUUCUUCAUAUGGCUGGGCGGAGGUGCUGGCAUCUUUAGCCGGAUUGAAGGCUGGACCUAUCCCGAUGCUCUAUAUUUCUGCGACGUGACCAUCUUGACCAUUGGCUUUGGAGACUACUAUCCCACAGACGAUGUUGGGCGCGGCCUCGUUUUUCCAUACUCGGUGGGAGGAACCAUUAUCCUAGGUUUGAUGGUCAGCUCCAUCCACAAAUUCGCCGGAGAGCUCAGCACGGUCAAUGUCCUUCGCAAACACGUCGAGCAAAGAAGGGUCAGUACCCUCUCGCGGGUCAUCACAGUCGACGACGAUACCGAAGAGAAACGACGCGACGAGCUGGAGAAAGAAGUGGAGUUUGAGGAGAGACAUGGUCGGCGUCCAUCCAUCUCAUAUCCGCUUCCGGACCCUCAAAUCCAGCAAGACCUGGACGAAGCAGCACGUCACUCACAUGAUCCUCCGAACGCAGCUCCGACUCAGGGUCGUCAAAUCGAGUUCGGGAACACCGAUGCUGAACAGUUGAAAAAGGUGGAAUGGGAUGAGGAGGCUCCGCGUCCUAAUCAGUUUUUGCGCUCAGCAUUCCGUCGAGGCCCAAUACAUACCACGUUGCGACAGAUUACACCCUUGAUGAAAAGGACGCUUUCAAGGUCGCAAUCGAAAGCCAUUCUCAUGAAGGAGGAAAAGGACCGGUUCAAUGCUAUGCGUGACAUUCAGCAAAACGCGAAGAAGUUCAAGAAGUGGUACGCCCUGUGCAUGUCAGUGACCGCAUUCGGCAUCUUAUGGUGUGCUGGCGCUGUGGUGUUCUGGCGGGCCGAGCGAACCACCCAACGUCUGACUUACUUCCAGGCUCUAUACUUCUGCUACGUCAGCUUGCUGACCAUCGGCUAUGGCGACCUGAGUCCCAAAAGUAAUGCCGGCAAGCCAUUCUUCGUGGUGUGGUCGUUGAUUGCGGUCCCCACCAUGACCAUUCUCAUCUCGGACAUGGGAGACACCGUCAUCUCCAGUUUCAAGCGGGGGACCUUCAAACUAGGUGACUUGACUGUCCUUCCCAAGGCGGGACUUUGGCACGACCUCGUCAUGCGACAUUCCUGGCUUUACAACUGGAUGAAGAAACGAACUGAGAAGAAGCGUCGCAAGGCCGGCCUCCCAGUCGGACCGUCCGCUGACGACGCUCCACCAAUAUCGAGCAUCGAACAGUUGGCAUCCGAGGAUCUGACCGAGGCAGAGUUGACUUCUCGACUAGCAUGGGCUAUCCGCAAAACCGCCGACGAUCUCCAUCAUUCACCCGGCAAACGAUACAGCUACGAGGAGUGGUGCGAAUUCACCCGUCUCAUCCGCUUCACCAAAGUCGGGCUCGCCCAGCUCGAAUAUGACGAGGAAGUAGAUGGUGUCGUCGAGUGGGAUUGGCUCGACGAGAAUAGUCCCAUGCUCAGCCAGCAGUCCGAGUCGGAGUGGAUUCUAGACCGUCUGUGUGAGAGCUUGCUUCGGCUCCUCAAGAAGAACAUGUUGGCCCCGGGCAGUGCACCGCAAUCUGCAGUUACACAGUCCAGCAGUGCGGAUCUGAACAUCUUCGGUCUCGACCGUCGCGGGACGAUCUACGAGGACCCUUAUAGCGAUCAGAAAGCGUCCAGAUCCGAUACCGCGAAGGGCAAGGGCGUCGAGCCCGUCCCGCCGUCGAAAGCUGAGGAACGACAACGCAGAGCGUCCGGUGCUGACGCCGUGCUUACGUUCUUCACGGGCGAUAGAAAGGGGACUCACGCGUAUGCGGACGACGGACCACAAUGGAGUAAAAAGGGGCUGGACCGCCUCAAGGAGAGCGGGCGACGACGGAGCAGUGGCGGUCGCAAGCGAGUAGGCCCAUUCAGCAGACUGGUCCAUCACGGCAAGACCGGGACCGUCGGAGGCGGGAGAGGCGGUGCCGGGCUCCGAACGCUUAAGCUGAGACAGUUUGCUGGUGACGGAGACAGAGACGGCCAUGGGAUAACGUGA